Synchiropus splendidus (mandarinfish) is the source of this 5105-nucleotide messenger RNA. Its product is annotated as Kv channel-interacting protein 2-like. The record is from RefSeq and is a predicted model, not a curated record. Lineage: Eukaryota; Metazoa; Chordata; Actinopteri; Syngnathiformes; Callionymidae. Gene Ontology annotation, biological process: regulation of potassium ion transmembrane transport. Gene Ontology annotation, cellular component: voltage-gated potassium channel complex. Bases 1771 to 2466 code for a protein of 231 amino acids. The transcript has 8 exons. Gene Ontology annotation, molecular function: calcium ion binding; potassium channel regulator activity.
UAAAAUGGUCAUUUACUUUGUCAUUUAUUGAAAUUAUCCCUGCAAACAAACUGGUUUAAUGUGUUUUUAAUGUUCUGUGUGCUCAGUCUACUAUGAUGACUACAGUUAAUGCCAUUAUAAUUCAGUCGACUGAUGGUUUUAACAGUGAACGCUUAUUGCGGUUGGUAAUGACUGUUACCAACUGAAAGUUUAAGAACGAGGUGUUUGGAUGCAAGGUUCAUCCCAUUCCUCAUCAGUGACUUAAAAGAAAGUAGAUCUAAGUUCAGUCUUCAGACUGGGUUGUGCACCUUUGUCAAACUCAAGGCACGAGGGCCAAAUAUGGCCGCCAAGUUAUUUUACUUGGCCCGCAAGAGCUUUCAGUUUGUGGCUCAUAUUACGUUUACGUUACGUUCGCAGGCCAAACAAACAGUCCAUGACUGGAACACGAGAGUCAAACUAGUAACAAAGUAGUAGUAACAAAGCGAGUAAAUAUGAAAAACUGAAACUAAAUCAUGCCGUUUAAGUGACUUUUGAGAUGUAAACAAUUUUCUGCGUUUAAUAUUCUCAAUGCUGGUGAGUUACUAAGCAUUUUAUGACGGAUUGUAAGCUACUCCCUGUGGUUUGUUCAGUAAUGCAUCAAUUGUGCAAAGCACUUCUUUUUUGCAUCAACUUUUUGUUUGUGGAAGUUUCCUGGUGAAUUUUGACCUUAAUAUUUUGCCAUUUCUCAAAUAUCAGCAGGUAAUGCAGUUUAUGCAGGUGAUAAUCUAGGUUUUGGUAAAACUUUUUAGUUUUCAGCUGGCUAAAUAGAUUAAAACUCUUUAUGGCCAGUUGAAAUUAUUUACCAUAGUUGGCCAUAUUUGGCCCCUAGACCUUAAGUUGGGCACGCAGGAGCUUUAAACCAAAACCGGAUAAUGAAAGAAACAUUCAUGUGCAGAAUCUCACUUGCAGCACUGCACAACUAUUUUAAGACAAGAUCAGGUUUAUUUGACAUAAACAGAUGUGUAAAACAUCUUCAGGCAUCAGAUGUAUUGUUGAAAUAACUUUUUUAUGACAUCAGUUUAUCAGUUUAUGGCAUCAGCCAUGAUUUUGAACUAACAACUUAAAAAAAUAACUGCGGAUGUUGUAUUACAGUUGCUGUUUGUUCUGUUGUGAGCAACUAAAGUGUGGUUUGAAUUAUACUCUAGUUUUGAAGACAACUCCCUUCCUUAAGUCGAAUCUGUUUUUAAAUAUACUCUUCCAGUUAGCGCGGAAACUACAUUAGUCAAAUCAAUGAAGUACUGUCACUCGAGAUGGGAGGGGAAAGACGCAGCACUCUCACCCCCCCAAACUCUCCUCACUCAUGUGAGUGCGUGCCUGUGUGGGACACCGGCUUCCCCUGGCCUCUCAUUUUCAUCUCCCACUCAUCUUCUCCCUCUCUCUUGAUUUUUCGCCUCUCCCUCUCUUCCUCCUCCGUCCACUUCCUGGGAGGCUUUGCCAAAGGACUUGCUGCUCAGUACAUCCCCAGAUUCCAUCACUCCACCGGCCUGGACGAGGAGAGGGACACUCCGAAACUUGGGCGCAGAGAUUUCACUCUGAAUUUUGGAUUUCAUUGAUCUGCAUGUAGCUUCACGGUCUCGAACUAAACGUUGAGGAUUUCGAGGCCGAGGACAGCGGUUAUCUUGCGACUUGUUACUUUUCAGAGCCAUUGUUUUGAACUGGUUUCUCAUGUUGAAUCAAACUGGAUGAGAGUAAGUUGAGCGGAAAGUUGCUGUGGGACGCCGCAGCAGUGGGCAAUGACUGUUGUCUCUCAAGAUGUUGACUCUAGACGGCCUGGAGAUGAUUGCUGUGCUGGUGGUCAUGGGUCUCUUCAUCAAAGUCCUGGAGCAGUUUGGGAUGUUUGAGCCGGUCGGUGGGGAAGACAGCGUGGAAGAUGACUUCGAGCUGUCCACUGUGUGUCACCGUCCAGAGAGCAUGGACAAGCUGCAAGAACAGACCAAAUUCACCAAGAAGGAGCUUCAGGUCCUGUACAGGGGAUUCAAAAACGAGUGUCCGAGCGGUGUUGUGAACGAGGAGAACUUUAAAAACAUAUACUCCCAGUUCUUUCCUCAGGGAGAUUCAAGUAUGUACGCACAUUUUCUGUUUGAAGCCUUCGACACUAACAAGAACGGCUCCGUUAGUUUUGAGGACUUUGUAUUUGGGCUGUCCAUCAUUCUGAGAGGGACGAUUAAUGACCGGCUAAACUGGGCGUUCAACCUGUAUGACCUUAACAAAGAUGGCUGCAUCACUAAAGAGGAAAUGCUGGACAUCAUGAAGUCCAUCUACGACAUGAUGGGAAAGUACACGUACCCCACUAUGCAAGAUGAUGCGCCCAGAGAACACGUGGAGAGCUUCUUCCAGAAAAUGGACAGAAAUAACGACGGCGUGGUGACUAUAGAGGAGUUCAUCGAGUCGUGCAAAAAGGAUGAGAACAUCAUGCAGUCCAUGCAGCUGUUUGACAACGUCAUCUAAGAGCUCAGACCAGACCACACUCUCACACCAGGGAGGGGAGGAGGACUCACGGAUGUGUGAACGUGUGUGUGUGUGUGUGUGUGUGUGUGUGCAUGUGUGUGUUGAAGAACUGAGAGCCUCCGGGUGGGUGUCCAGUGGAAACCCAGAGGCAGAAACUCCCACUUCCUUUAUCCGUAGUGGAGCUCAUCUCCAAGCAACAGUGGAGUUGUCCAGUCCGAGUAGAGACUCCCAAGCAGAGAUGUGUUUUCCCCGAGAAGCUGUCGGCUCAGUGACACUUAUCCUUUCCCUUUAUUUCCUGAACCUGCUGGUGGAACGCCUGCUCAUACCAGAGUGAAUUUUCUUUCUUUGCAGACUCACCUUUUUUCUCCUCGUGUUGACUUUCGAUCAUAGCCCAGCCUCUGUGCAUGUUCAACCAACUGACCCCGGGCAUCGACUUGGGUCCGGCAAGUGGACGAGUGAGACAUUCCAAAAGGGAACGAUCCACGGAGACUCAAGCGAAUUGCAGUUUGUUUUCCAGAUGUUAUUUUUUAAUGGUCUCAAUACGCAUGAUGUCACUAAUAUUCAAUGAUGUAUUUAUAGAAACGCUCCAAAGUCGGCUUAUCUGUUCCCGGUCAUUCACAGGUGCCUCGCCCUCUGCAUAUGUCUGUGCGCGACUAUGUGUGUGUGUUAGAUCUGUCCUUGUGGAGACAUUAUGCUUUUUUGUAGGGAUAUUUUUGCCAAGGUAAAUCCUCAAUUUGAGGGUGAAAACUUCAAAAUUAUAAUAUAUAUAAUUUGGCUCAGAGUCCUGGUUAAGAUUAACCGCUUGUUUUUGGAUGGUUAAGUUUAGUAUGAGAGGCUGGGGAAAGCAUUAUGUCAAUGACAGGUCCCCACAAGGAUAGAGAUACAAACGUGUGUGUGUGUGUUUUAGAAAUAACAUCCACAUCCCUCAAACAAAAUUAGAAAACAUGCCAUUUAUAAUCAUACUUACAGUUAUAUAAUGACAAAUCUGGUGCCACGAGAACAGAGUGAAACAGCCGUUGUUAUAAAUUAAGUCUUGUGUCUGGAACUAGUGAAGAUGAUCCCAAUCAUGAUCCAAUAAACCUGGAAAACCUUUUGAGAGGGCAGACCCCUGCCAAGCAGCUCUUUUCUACCCUUGCGUGAUUUCAAGCCACUAUUGUCAUCCUACAUUCAUUUUAUCAUCAUGAGUUGAGGCCCUUAUAGCAAUGGAAGUUACUUUGAUUUGACUUGUUUCUAUUUAAAUCAGCUCAAUGGCAGAGCAGGUCCAGACUUGCCUGUACGAACCAGUAGGAACCGGGUCUGGAAAACUGCUCUCAUUGAAAUCAGAUCAAAACUUAAUAGUUUAUUGGCCGAUAAUCUGACUGUAAUUGUGAGCCUCUAAUAACCACUGAGAAUUUAAGAGUAAUAUAUCAAAGGUAAACAAGAUGAGAUCGUAUAGCUGAGCUUCAACUGUACAUUGUGGGACUUGAGCGUUUGGAGGACUUUCAACUGACGGGUCAUUCAUAUCAUAUUUAAUAUGAGUCCACUUUUGGGUUUGACCACUUGUGCCAGUCUGCCUAAUCUGUCUUCAAAUAUCGAAAAUGCUGCUGCUGGAAUCAAACCGUUGCCUGCACAUCUGAAUGUCCACUAGCAUCAAAUGUAUAGCAUAUCAAAGAUAGAUGAGAGAAACAUAAUAUGUGGUGUUCACUGAAAUAAUAUCAGUCAACUGGCUACAGGCCAAGAUAGAAUGCUGCUUUUACAACAAAACAAAUGACAUGUGAAAGUUUCUUUUUCAGAAGAAAAACAAAAAAAAUAAACUUUGCUUCCAUCUAAAAAGAAAAAGAAAUUCAAAUUAAUGUCACAAUUGUCCAACACGGGUUGUGAUCUGAAUCUUCUGAAUAUUUGACAGUACUGGCUGAAGGAGUCUGUUUGUCAUUUGUCGCAUUUUUUUCCGAGUUUGUCGCUACGAAGGGUGGCUUGCCUCCUACAUCAUCUCAGACAGUCUAUCAAUGGGGAAUACCUCCGUUGCUGUUGGUACUUGUGAAUAUGUUCUAGAAGGUCUAUUUUACUCGAUGAUGAAUGUGUGAUCAUCCAUGUCCACCGGUUUAUUUUGACACCAAAGAGAAGAUAAGGUCCAGAUCAGACACUCACCAGGGGUUCAUCUAAAAAUGGCGGUGAGACGGGCGAGAGCCAAUCAGAGACAGGGAGGUCGCUGUCUUCUCUGAAGUAACGGAUUCAUUUUAAAUUCAGUCUUUUCUUUCGAGGACGACCUUGCAGUUUCAAAACCUUUCGUAUUUAAUAGCAAUAACAUUCAUCACGAAUCAGUAGUGUUCAGCCUCCUGCUCCUGAAUUUGACAGCCGCUUUAUUUCGGGGGGUGGAGGGGUGAGGCGCUCCGACUCUGAUUGUCUCUUGCCGGUAGUGAUGACCCAGCACUGGCCACAAGCGAAACCUGUCUUUCCCUGCAUGUGCUCCGUCUAGAACAAUAGAAAUCUACUAAUCUGUUGUACUGACUGUCUAGUUUAGCUAGCUGGCCUCAACUCCUUGCAUUGGAAAUCUAAAUGUGUAUAUUUUGUACAGAGACAAUAAAGUCACAGUUACUAUGCAAGAGAAUGACCCUUCUUGAAUUUCAACAUCUUUAAUAAUGAAAUAAACCAGUGUUUUU